CGACCGGUUCUCGUCGUGUCCCCCCUCCCGCCCCUGUUCCACUUCUACACGGUAACCCCGCGCCGGUGUCCGCCCGGUUACCGGUCGCCCACCAUGAUCCGUCCGUCCGGCGAGCAACCGUCUCCGUGACCCCCUCAGUGGUUCGGUUUACCUGGGUUCUUCAGGUCGUCCGUGAUGCGACGCUCCGUCAGCGUCCGUACGUGAGAAGUCGUCUCGUCGCCGGUGUUUGUGCUCGCGCCGCCGCGUAUGUGCGUUUACUGUGCGCGUGUGUCAUGUUAUUGUCGCGUCACGCUCCGCGGGGAACUGGUUUCGCGCCGAAAUCGCCGGCCAACGGGGCCCGUAGACACGAAACGUAACGCGCACAUCCCGCGCCCGAUGGCGUACGGCCGCUGGCUGUUGCUAAUCAUAUCGUUCCUGGUCUUCUCGGGACCGCCGUCGGGAUGGGCGCUGUCCUCCAACAAUCGGCCGCCGCAGUUUCUGCCUGGAGGCGACAUGGCUCGGUUUUCCGUGUCCGAAGACACGCCGGUCGGCAAGUCGGUGUACAAGCUGUUGGCGAUCGACCCGGAUGGCUCCCGGGUGUCGUACACCAUUAGCGGCCAAUAUUUCAGUGUCGACCGGUCGACCGGCGUGGUCACACUGGUCAAGGGCUUGGACCGGGAAACAUUGGACUCGCUGGAGGUGGUCAUCAGCGUGACCGAUGAACCAAUCGGGGAUUCCGACACGAACACGGUGUCGCUGAGAAGAGAGAUAGCUGUCAUCGACGUCAACGACAACCCGCCGGAGUUCUUAGGGAGACCUUAUUCGUUUAGCGUUUCGGAAGACACGCCAGUCGGCACAAUCAUCUACAGAAAUAUAACCGUCGUGGACAAAGACGUCGGACUCAACGGUGAGAUCGUUAUGACGUGCAUCCAAAAUAACGAACCCUGCGUCACAUUCAACCUGCUGACCGAAAAAGUGUCUUCCGGCACGUACGUGGGAUCGAUCCGGUUGGCGCGACCGCUGGAUUUCGACACAGUGUCGUCGUACAAACUGACAGUGCGGGCGUCAGAUGGUGGGGUUGGAACGGUAAAGAACGCGCUUUCGUCGACGGCCAACGUGUCCGUGGUGGUCAGGGACGUGCAGGACGAACGACCGGUGUUCACGAACUCGCCGUACUCUAUCGUCAUCGACGAGAACACGCCGGCAGGGGUGCGAGUACUAAAGGUUACGGCGGAGGACGGAGAUGCAGGAUCUAAAAGGCCGGUCGUGUUGAGCGUGGAUGACGAUUUACUCGGGUAUUUCACCAUCAAGAAUGAAUCUAAUGGCACUGCGUACGUGUUUACCAGCGAAAAUCCGAUCGACCGCGAGGACCGGGUGGUUGCCGACGCAGGCGGAAUCUAUACGUUUCGACUGAAGGCCACCGAACUCAUUAACAACGAGGUGCCCGGCGAUGUUAGCUACGAGAUUGUUACUGUGGUCAUUCAGGAUGUAGACGACGAGAAACCCGAAUUCAACCAGAACAGUUUCACUACGUCCGUGUCCGAGGACAUAAGCAUCGGAACUCCUCUGCCAGGCUUGAACAUCAUAGUUAAUGAUAAGGAUUUGGGAGACAAUGGCCGGUACGUUUUAGCCAUGAGAGCUUUUGACUCUAGGGUGUCUAAUUGGUUUAAAAUAAUUCCCGAAACAGCCUUGGGAAGGACAAACGUCCUGAUUCGUCUGGUUGAAAACGAAGGGUUCGAUUACGAUGCAGGGAUUACUGACAUCGAAUUCGAUAUCGUAGCUAUGUAUCAAGACACAAUCAGCGGAGGUUUCAAAGAAGCUUCUGCAGCUCAUGUCAAAAUAAAUGUAAUAGAUGCUAAUGACAAUUUACCGAAAUUUGAUCAAUCGACUUAUGCGUACUCCAUACCUGAAAAUUUAAUACCUGGAUCAAAAAUCGCAAAUCUCACGGCUACUGACAUUGAUAGUGGUAUAAAUUCUAAAAUCACCUACAGUUUACAAGGUUUCGGAAUGGACAAAUUUAAUAGUGAUCCUGAAUUGGGUGGCAUUUAUUUAACAAGCAAGGUUGACUACGAGCAGCAAAGUUCAUACUCUCUAACAAUGGAAGCUAAAGACGGUGGUAAUCGUUCGACCCAUGUAGUGAUUUUGGUCGAAAUAGUUGAUGUGAACGAUAAUGCUCCGGUGUUCAAUUUCCCGGAGUACAAGAGGACCAUAAGGGAAGGAGGUACCGAGUUCCAGCCGAAAUUCUUCGUUCAGGCGACCGACGUGGAUAGCGGGCUCAACUCAAUGAUUCGCUACUCGGUAGUCAGUUCGAACUACCGUGACGUCGUGCUAGUGAAUCCGAACAGCGGCGAGUUAACGUUGGCGUCCCCCGUGAGUUCGAGUCACACAUCCAGAGGCCAGUACGAGGUGGUAAUAAGAGCGACGGACUUGGGAACGCCGUCGCUCCAUUCGGACGUCAACGUCUUCGUAAGGGUUGGCGUGUCCGGGAACCAAAGACCGGUAUUCAAAAACCUCACGUAUUCGGUGACCAUACCGGAGAACGCACCAAGGGCCUCGGAAAUCCUGAGAGUCCGGGCCACCGAUCCGGACGGGCCCGACAACCUGAUCGAAUACAGUAUGGUCAACAGCAACGACAACUUUCACAUCAACAAGAAGACCGGCGCCAUAUCCGUGUCGGAGCGUGCAAUCCUGGACCUGGAUUCCGCGGCUGCGACAUCUCGCUAUCAUUUGGUUGCUAUCGCGAUGGACAGUGGGCUGCCCAUCAGGGAGUUAGCACACGCCGACGUGUAUAUCAACGUGACGGACGUGAACGACAAACCGCCGAAGUUCGACGACAAUGCGAGUUACAUUGUGUACGUGCCCGAGAUGACGGAUGUAGGUACGGUCGUGUUCAAAGUUAACGCCGUUGAUCCAGAUCAAAAUGCCUCCGUGAAGUACGCGAUCGUUGAACCGAUCAGAGCCAGCGACAAGACGGGAUUGCAGUUGAAAAAUACCAGCUCGUACAAUUUCAAAGAAGUAUUUAGCAUAAAUAAGCAUACGGGUGAGAUCAAAGUCAAUUCAUCGCUCAAUCAUCAAAUGGCUUCGGUGAUUGUGCUGACGAUCAGAGCCGUGGACAUGAACGCCGUAGAAAAUGUUCAAGAUCAAUUCGACCAAGUCGAAAUCACGUUCUUCGUAAAACCGUUCAAAAAUAAGAAUCCGUUGUUCACCAACGGCGGAUGGUCGUCCGAAGACUCGUCCACCCUAGUGCUAAAAGUUGACGAAGAGUCUCCAAUCGGCUCGGAGCUAGUGCAACUCAGAGCAAUCGACGUGCUCACUAACGGGUCACUGUACGACUUCAAGGCGGUUACGGCCGUACCACGACAAAUCGCCAUGGACUACGCCGGCAAAGUUAUCUUGACAGAACGAUUGGAUUACGAAACACUAGAGAAUAAAACGUUAACGUUCCAAGUGAAAGUCACUACGGAAGACGGUGAACGGUCUACAAGUAAAACGAUUGUAAUCGAAGUUCAAGACGUCAACGAUAAUAGCCCAGAGUUUGAAUAUCCGAUAUAUCGAACGUCCCUUGUUGAGUCAAGCCUAAAAGGAACUGUUGUUCUAUCAGCUAGAGCAAAUGACAAAGACUUACCAACAUCUCAAAAUGGUAUGAUUAGAUAUCAUCUUGGAGGCGAGAAUUCAAAUUUGUUCACAGUUGAUCCUAUAAGUGGUGAGAUCAAAGUUUCGGGUAACGGUGCAAUUGAUCGUGAAAAAACUCCGUUUUUGAAACUAACCUUAUUUGCAUCGGACACACCGCAAGGUGGUCCUCAACAAAAGAUUUCUUCAGUGCCAGUACAGAUUGAUGUGAAAGAUAUAAACGAUAAUGCACCAGAAUUCGAUUCUUCGAUUUAUAUUGCAGUAGUGCUAGAGAACGUAAUCCCCGAAACAAGUGUGCUGAACGUAUCGGCUCACGAUCCAGACGAAGGAUCUGCUGGUCUAGUGCAUUAUAAGCUCAUUGACGAACAACAACUAAAAGGAUUCCUGUACAUAAGUUCGACAAACGGAGAAAUAAGGACGUCUAAAAGGCUAACGGGUAAAGGUCGUUCUGACCCUUAUGAAAUGAAAAUAAGAGCUGAAGACAACGGAGAACCCGGAAUGUUUACAGAUGUUAAGCUCAGUCUCUAUAUUAGUAAUAUAAUUGAAAAUGACGGAGUACCAAUGUUCGUACAUCCCACUUCUGACGAAAUUGCUUAUAUCUCUGAGAAUGCUUCUAUGGGGUCAUUAGUGUUCAGAGCGUUGGCUACCGAUCCAGAUGAUCCCAAUACUUUGGAAGGAACGAUUCAUUAUAGCUUUUUAGAAGAUACAAAAGACUCAUCUGUUUUUUCGAUUGAUUCAGAAACUGGAUUAAUAACUACCAAGGCAAUUUUAGAUCGCGAAUCACAAGAAAAGUAUAGUCUUGUCUUGGUAGCAAAAGACUUGGGUGAUAUACCGCAACAAUCGACUAAAAUGUUCAACGUUAUCGUAACCGAUGUCGAUGACAAUAAACCAGUGUUCAAUAGAUCAGUGGAAGAAAAACCUUUAAUGAUGGAAGUCGAAGAAGAGUCACCUCGUGAUACAUUAGUUGGUUACCUUACAGCAUACGAUCCAGACAUCGGAGAAAAUGCUUUAAUCGAUUACAUUAUUACAGACGGCAACGAAGGUAAUGUUUUUUAUCUCAACGUUUCGGACAAUAUAGCUGAGAUUCGAAUCAACGGGAACAUUGACAGAGAAUCUGUAUCGGAAUACAUAUUGACAAUAAAAUGUUUUAAACACAAAACGAAAGCUUAUAGUUUACAGAAAACAUAUAACAAACAGGAUCCCAGCGAAAGACAAGUGGUGAUCAAAGUGCUUGACAUCGACGAUAACCUACCGAAAUUCGUCGACGAAAACAUGACAUUGGGCGUCAGGGUGAGCGUUCCACUUGACACGCUUGUAGCUACAAUUCAAGCGACCGAUGUCGACAGUUCAGCGGAACAAAUCACGUAUCAUAUUACAAACCUUACAUUUGCUCAUAUCUCGGACAGCCAGGAGGAGAUAAAAAGUUGGCCGUUCUUUUUGGAUCAGUUGACUGGUCAGAUUAGAACUACAUCGUCUAUGGUAUCCUAUUCAGAAGGUCACUUUAAUAUCAUGGUCGCCGCUGUUAACAGUGACAUACCCGGUCGACAUUCUAAUACCACAAUCAAGAUUUUCAUCGUCAAAGAUCGUGGACUGUUAAAAUUCGUUUUCACAAGGCCGCCUAACAUAGUCGGUCAUUAUAUUAAAAUGUUCAAAGAAGACGUUGAAAAGUCAUUGGGAAUAUCUCAAGCCAGCCUCAAUUUAUACGAUACACAGUUUUACUCGAAAAAUGACGGAAGUUUGGACUUUAGCAGCACAGGUUCGUGUUUUCAACUAGUCGGUCCGAAUAAUUACAAUCCAAAAGAUACCAUAUCAUUGCUCGAGGACCCUAGUAAUCAUGAGUUGAAAAAUGUGUACAAAAAAUAUGAAGUUAAAAAUAUCGAACGGUGUUCCCCGAGACAAAUGAAAUCAGCUGUUACGUGGGUACAGAUAUCGAUGUUAGGUAUUGCGAUAUUCAUUGGAAUCGUAUCGUUCUUUGCUAUUUGCCUUUUGUGUUGCUCUUAUAAAAAAUGGAAAAGACUACGAUGAAAACGUGAUGAUUGUCCCUUAGACGUGAGCUCAAUUUAUGAGUUGCCAUGUAAUAGUGCUGUGAUUCAAAUACUAAACAAUCAAAAUAUAUUUAUUUUUUUUUUUUACUUUAUCAAAUUAUGAUUAUAAACGUGUACAUAUAGUAAUUACAUUAUU
This is a messenger RNA of Sipha flava (yellow sugarcane aphid), 5790 nucleotides long. It is a transcript of the gene Cad74A, whose product is annotated as cadherin-23. Lineage: Eukaryota; Metazoa; Arthropoda; Insecta; Hemiptera; Aphididae. Gene Ontology annotation, cellular component: catenin complex; plasma membrane. Gene Ontology annotation, biological process: homophilic cell-cell adhesion. The coding region runs from base 247 to 5634 and encodes 1795 amino acids. The record is from RefSeq and is a predicted model, not a curated record. The transcript has 21 exons. Gene Ontology annotation, molecular function: cadherin binding; calcium ion binding.